CCUACUCUCAUUGGGAAUGGUCUAACUACUCAGCACGGCGGCAGGUUUUUUAGGACUGGAUUAUUGGAUAUAUUUAGCAGAUACCUUUUUAACAGCUCUGAAAAGAAUUUCUUGCUGCAUCAGAGAUUUAAAUUUACAUUCAUGAAGGCUUACAGGGAAAGGGAAGGAAGGAAACGGAUGUUUGGUUGAGGUCCAAAACCUACACACACAGGACUGAAUGUCCCUUCGCCACUGAGGGAAACCUGUACUGUCUUGCUCUCAGGAUGUCUAGAAUGGUGUUGCUGUAGUGGAGAGGACCACCACCUUAGCAUCUGCAGAAAGUGACCCGGCCAGUUAAACACCAUGCCUCGCUUAAGUGUCAGUCCCAGUUCAAAGCCUAACUGUAGCCCUGUCUGGCUCAUCUCUGUUCUCCUGGGCCUCUUGGCUAUACACACUAAUGCCAAAGAUGUCCUUACUGUACCCCAGCAGGUGAGCCUGUCAGCCAACAUGUAUACACAGCAUCUAACCAUAUCCUGGCUGGGGGGAGCAGCCACAACCUUUGACCUCAUGAUUCUAAGAACUGAACUCAAUGAGACUGUCUUCUAUGAGACGGUGUCUGUGACGAUGAAUCAGGUGAGUGGUCGGCACCAGUGGAACUGGACCUCAGUUGAACCUCUUCAGUGUACCUCGCUGUCGAUCAAAAUCCGCUCACGAGAUGGACAGACAACAAGUGAAUGGAGCAACACUCAGAUACUUCAAGGAAGCGAUCUCCCGAGCAAUGAGGAAUUGCAGAUGUACCCCCAGGACAGAAUUGUACCUGUGGGGGCCAACACCACCUUCUGUUGCAUUGUGGAAGAAGGGAAGCUAUUUGGUACCAUCCGCUACGGCAACACAGUCAUGAACACAACACGGCUAAGUAGGCGAAGUUUUGCCGCUACAGUGGUUAAUCAGGAACUGUCCGGCAAGACGGGAACCAACGUCGUCUGUUUUGACAACCCGAAGACAAAGCUGACUGGAGCAGUGGUGUUUGUUGGAUAUCCACCACUGCCCACUGAUUUUGUGUGCGAGACUCGUGACUUAACCUCAGCUGUGUGCCAGUGGAACGAAAAACGAGACACAAACUUAUAUAGAAAACGAGGAACACGCUACUCGCUGAACAAGAGGAACUGUACCUUCAGCAGCCCAGAGGAGAAGCAGAAAGAGUGUAGCGUGGCCCAGUGGGAGGGUAACUUUACACUGGUAGCUGUAAACCCUCUCGGCCAGUACAGCCUCACUGACUCUGCUGAGAUCAAUCACAGAGUGCACCCAGUUGCACCAGUAAACCUAACCUUUGUUGUCCAUGCCUGGAAUGCCUCUGUGUUGUGGCAAUGGGAGUACAACAGCUAUUCCUCUCUGGCUCUUGACUGCCAGGUAGAGCUUGCCUCCCAAGGGUACAAAACAAAGCGUACCUUCUCUGGUGUGGGUCUGCGGUCGGUGGUUCUAUCAGACCUGUAUCCUGAUGAGGAUUACAGUGUUCAAGUCUGCUGCGGUGCCCAGCAGAAUUUCUGGAAGUGGGGAAGCUGGAGCAAAUCAUUUUCCUUUAAAACCAACAAUUAUGUUCCAGAUGCUCCUGAUGUGUGGAUGUGGAUGAACAAAGACUACACUGGGCAGGUCAUUUGGAAGCCUCUGACACAAAGACAGAGCCAUGGUCUGAUCACAGGUUAUGAAGUUACUCUCUGGAGCCCUGAAGUAAAUUUCCAGCACACAGAAUUUUUUUCACCGGAUACUUAUGCUGUACCAGUCAACCUCACACAGAUCGCUACCCGCAGCAGUGACAACAAGGUCAUGGCAACCGUCAUUGCAAAGAAUGCUGCUGGGGUGUCUCAACCUGCAAGUGUACUUAUACCUUUACGUCUGACAGAUGUGGAACCCCUUACUGUGUCCAGGGCAGUUUAUACCGACAGAGGUUUCCCUCUGUUCUGGCAGCACAAUGCCAACGACACCUGUGCUUAUGUGGUAGAAUGGUAUGAAGCUUCCUGCAAGUGGGACUGCCCUGUGGAGUGGAUCAAGUUGGCUGCUGGAAACACUAAUGUCACCAUUAAGUCAGCCAACUUCCAGCCAGGUGUGAGGUACAACAUUUCCCUGUACAGUAACUCCUCAGAGGCCCCAGAGCUGCUGCAGCAUUGGCAGGGAUACAUGCAGGAGCUGGUCCCUUCCAGUUCUGUCCUCCUGUCAACCACUCAGCAGGACUCUGAUAUUCUCCUUACCUGGAGAGAGAUCCCGCUGGUCAACAGAAGAGGCUUCCUCCUGGGCUACAACAUUUACAUCAGUGGUGGCUCCCAGCUCACACUUCUAGCCAAUCUGUCAGAUCUAGAAAGCAGGAGCUAUACAGUAAAAGGUCUCUCUCAAGGCCUCUAUAACUUUACUGUCAAGGCCUACACCUCAGCAGGCGAGGACAAAGGCACCACUGCCUCCAUAACGCUGGAGCCAUACACGGAUUGGCUGAUCCUGGAAAUCUUGGUUUCCCUGGGAAUCACAGCCUUACUCCUGGCCGUUGUCACCGUCAUUUGCUACAAGAAAAGAAAAUGGGUGAAAAAGGUGUUCUAUCCAGACAUACCUGAGCCCAAGCUGUCUGGUGAUUGGUCCAGGUCACAGGGGCCGUUGGAUGUGAAGCCAUCUCCCCACAGUUUGGUCCAUAUGGUACAAAAGCCUGAGUGGGAUUCUAGUAAAGAAGUGCUCGUCGUCAUUCCUGAAGAAGACGAGGAUGAAGAAGGGCUGGGGAUAGGAGACGAGCCAGUUGACACAGAUGAGCCAACGUCAUUACGCUACUACAACCAAGUGGUAGAUGAGCGGCCCAUAAGACCGCGUUUCCCAGACUCCUCUGAUUCGUCUGCAUCUUCUUUGGAUUCAGCAUGCACUGAUGUGACGUACACCGGGAUCCAGACCUCAGGGUCUUCUUUGGUCUUCCAGCUGGAUCCACAGGGCUCUUCUGAGGGCCACCAAUCCCAGGCUGAUCUGUCUGUCUGUGGAGGUGGAGGAGGAGGAGGAGGAGGAGGAGGAGGUUACCGGCCCCAGAUGCAAUCUAGAGCCCCAAGUGAUGACAUAGGCCUAGCAUCACCCGAGCCUUUCCUAGAGCCCCAGGCUGCCAGUGCUGGGGGCUACAAACCCCAGAGCUCCUGGCAUUUUGACUCCCCCGUAGAGGCUGGGGAAAGUGGGCGCCUGGCACCGUCUCUUGGAUCCCCCACCUCAGUUGCUUCCACUCAGUUCCUCCUCCCUGAUGAAGAGGAAUAUGCAGAAGAGAAACGACAGCCGUCAUCAUCGGCAGCAACCUGGUUCACCAACCUGCUGUCAUCUACAAAACCAUGAUAUCAUCUCUCUCUCUCUCUCACUACUAGCAGCCAGGCCAGGGGGGGUUAACAUAAAACUUUCAGAUUCAUUACUGUGGCAUGAAUCAAACAAGCCUAACCCAUAUGGUCUAGGUAAAUAUCCCCUCUGAUGUAGCACUACAUUCUUACAGCUGUACUUUAACAAUAAUGCUAUUUAAGGUGUUAUGAUGUAGUUAAUUGCAUUGCAAUGCAAAUAUAAAUCAAAAUCGGUAUAUUUAUAUAUCAAAACAGUUCUAUUCUGACAACAAAGAUUUCUUUAUACCUCUUUUCAACCAUAUGUAUGGCACCCCCUGGCAACCUGGUGGCUGUUACGUCCCCUCACUGUCUUUUCCGUGACAAACUAUAAUGGGCAUUUAGCAAUGGUGUAUUCUGUGUUUCAGUUGAUUAUCCAGUUUUUAGCUUGCAUUUCAGAUGUUUUUCUUUCUUGUGAUGUGAAAUUUACUUCACUACAGAAGAAAACUGAAAGCAAGAAAGUUUUAAACCAAAUGAUGGAACAAUAACAGUAAAGGACAUUUUUGGAAGAACACUACAAAAGAACAGUUUCAAUAGAAGGUAGCAAAGUAGACAGAAAACCUCUGUUUACAGUAUCCAUGUCUUCUGCUGGUCUGCCAUUGGGAUAUUCUUGCCUGUUUCAUGACAGCUUAUGAGCUACUGAAAGGAAAAGAGGCCUUUGGCUGUAAAUAAAAAUGAUACAAUUUUAAAGGUAUGUAAAGAUGGCACUCUCCUGGAUCAAUACUAAGGUAGCUCCUAUCAUUACAGACGUGAUCUAUUUUUCCCAAAUUACUUUCUAAACAGUGAGAUGUUGGAUGAAAGAUGCAUUUGUGAAUGAGAAGAAUCAUUAUUUUCCACAGGUACAGGAGUGGUGCUGUCUGGUAUGGUCUGGAAUUGUGUGGGUGAUGAGCCCCUAGAUAUAUACACUGAUAUAAGCUAGAACAUGAAUACGAAAUAUGAGUUUUUUUGUAGUAUUUCCUUUUCUUCGUUAAGAAAUGCAUUUCACAGUCAGGCCAGUGUCUUUUUAAAUGUUGCUAUGUGUCGUACAUUAUCCUCAAGUUGGUGAUUGGUAUUGAACAAAUUAUGAGAAUUAACGUAUUUACAGUGUUAAAUUGCCUUGAUAAAUGUAAUGCUUCCAGUCAUUUGCACCAUAUCACCUUCCACACACUGCCUUGCUCCUAAAUGUUAUGUAUAAUGAAUAAGAAUUACUUACAAUAAUGCUGUUCCGAACUAAUCAGAAAUGUAUUGUAUUGGACAUAUAGAUUCCACUGGCACUGAGCGUGACGUACAAAGGAUGUCUGUUUUUAAUCAAUUUUAGUUAGUGCUGAAAUUUCUAAAGUGUGGUUACAUCAUGAUUGCCAUGAUUUUACUCUCAGCCCUCUCAGUAUAGCGGUGUGAUUGUGAGAUUAUUUUUUUUUCUUUGAUUGCUUUAUCUUCAAGCUCAGAGAGAUGGCCGACAAUGCAUUUGAAGUUGAUUUGCUGUGCUAAGGCUUGUUUAUUUUUAGGGAGAUCUAAGUCUACAAUACAUACACUUUUUUUUUUUUUCCAAUGUGACUAUUUAUCUUUUUAUUGCAAAUGAAUUCCUGAAUUCCCCUUGUACAUUUUGUGACUGGAAAAAAGGACCAUGGGGAAAGCAUAUAUUGGGGAACUAGAUUAGACUAAUUUCCAGAAAUGCUAUCACUUUGCUUUUUUUUUUGACAAAAAUGUGUGGAAAUGACGUGAAUAUUGGUCGCUUGACAGCACUUUGGCAUCUCCAUUAGGGUGUCAAACACAGGCCACUAAUUGCCCAAGUAGACUCCUCAUACUUGAUUUGCUCUCCACUCAUGUGUACAGUGUGGGUGAUGCACCAUUGGCAAGGCUUCCCAAAAGGAUCAUUAUGCAAAGAUUAUCCUUUGACAUUCUAACCCAGUGGUAACCCGAAUGUUUAUUUUAUGUUUUUUUAGAGCCAGGCCCUUGCUUGCCUGUGUGGCAGCCUGUGGAUUAUUGUUUCUCAGUGCCUCCAGCCAACAAGCUUUAAGUAAGACUACUGUGACAUGAAUGAUGACUUAAGACUAAUUGCAGUCUGUAUAAUGGAUGGCUUCACUGAUGAACUGAUGACAGGCAGGCAGUCCUCUUUGACUACUGAGAAAAAUGUAUCGCUCCUUUCUCUUUGUCUUGUAACACUGAUCUGAAUUUUUACUUGAUUAUUGGGGGAAAUGGUUAAAAGAAUGAAUCAAAAGCUACAUCUUCUGGCAGUUAAAUUGAGUAAAGAGUGAACCAACCAGUUGCAUUGUAAGAUCAGGGAUCAAUUCAAGGCAGUGGAAAAGGAUGGAUAUAGUUUUGAGUAUUUAAACAUGGCUGCAGAUUGUUUUCCUUUGAAGCCUGCUUUCUCAAACAAGCACGGCUUUGGAGACUAACCUAUGAAUGCUAUGUGUUACAUGCUUUUAUGUUGAUUUGCAUCAACAAGAUGGCACCUUUUUUUAUACAACUAACUGUACAUAAUUGUACUUUUCUUUCAUUUGUUUCCUUCUUACAAUACAAAAUUAUAUUCCCUGUACUACAACAGGCAAAGUUAAUGUUGACAAUACCAGCUUUCUUGAGAGAAUAAAGGCAAAUGUUUGUGUUGACGACACCAGAUAGAUAUAUAUAUAUAGUCCUAUGAAAUGUAAAUGCAUACCACUUUGACUUUAAACUUGUGUGUUUAAACACAUGGGCACCUUUUAAAGUGUGUCUAAAAAAUCAUGUAAACUGCAUUAGAAUUGUGAACCUGUCUUAUAAUAGUUUAGCCUGCUUUGCAUUCCUAUCUUAUCACUGCAGUGUCACUGACACAUUGUAAGUAGGACUAGAGUACUUAUGCAGAUUCAUAUAGUACAUGGCAACUGCUGACAUGCAAUUUUCCAUUUUUUUCCCAUUGUCCAUCCUCAUUUUUAUUUGGAGCCUAUGUUUACUCUGUAGAACAUUACUUGUUUGUCUUUUAUACAGCAAGGUAUUCUUGCUGCCUUACACAUCUUCAUCUCUGGCCUCAGAUGUUUUUGCGAAACAGAUGCAUGUUGUAUAAACUAUUUCUAAAAAAACAGUGGCUCAUAAAUCCUUUAAACUCCAUGUUUAUGUUACCCUGUAGCUUUAAAACACUAACACUGACUAACGUUGUGCACAACAACAUGGAUGAAGUAUUGUGCACCUGAAAAAGGGUUUCAUUUCUGAAAAGGCUUCACAUUUCAUGAUAUUUUGCAGAAUAUUUUACUAUUGAUUGAAUUAAAAGAGACAGUGAAGUGCUUCUGAGUGAAAAAAAAAAAAUGUUAACACUAAUAACACAAAUCGAUUGAAAUGCUACUUGUUUAAAGGCAAUAAAGUCAUUUUUCUGGCCACUUG
Molecule: messenger RNA, 6686 nt
Organism: Sander lucioperca (pikeperch)
Lineage: Eukaryota; Metazoa; Chordata; Actinopteri; Perciformes; Percidae
Gene: lifra
Product: LIF receptor subunit alpha a
Exons: 19
Coding region: 343-3324 (993 amino acids)
Biological process (GO): cytokine-mediated signaling pathway
Cellular component (GO): signaling receptor complex; external side of plasma membrane
Molecular function (GO): cytokine binding; cytokine receptor activity
Source: RefSeq, a predicted model, not a curated record